Messenger RNA from Pleurotus ostreatus (oyster mushroom), 1287 nucleotides. Its product is annotated as formate dehydrogenase (NAD+). Gene Ontology annotation, molecular function: NAD binding; oxidoreductase activity, acting on the CH-OH group of donors, NAD or NADP as acceptor; formate dehydrogenase (NAD+) activity. The coding region runs from base 1 to 1287 and encodes 428 amino acids. NCBI's taxonomy places the organism in Eukaryota, Fungi, Basidiomycota, Agaricomycetes, Agaricales, Pleurotaceae. The transcript has 14 exons. The record is from RefSeq and is a predicted model, not a curated record. Gene Ontology annotation, cellular component: cytosol.
AUGACCAUCCUAUCCCGCCCGUGGUUUGGGCUCACGGGUCACACCAUUUCCCAGGAGGCCAUUCCGUAUGGAACUACUGCAUUACAAUCCCCCAAGAUCCGGAUUCUAUUUUUAUACCGAAAACGCCCGGCGUCGUGGCAAGAACGCUACGAUAACGACUGGCUGGGGACCACUGGAGACUCUACAGAGACCAAGGACACGCAACCCGGCGCCCCUAUCCUCGCGAUUCUGUACAACGGCUUCAAGGCUGCGGAAGAGGAGCCGCGUCUUCUCGGUACCGUUGAAAACCGACUUGGCCUGCAGGAAUGGCUCACUUCCCAGGGCCACGAGUUCAUCGUCUCAAGCAGCAAAGAGGGACCAGACAGCGACUUCCAAAAGCAUAUCACGGAUGCGGAAAUUCUUAUAACCACGCCCUUCCAUCCUGGAUAUCUCACGGCCGACCUUUUUGAGAAGGCCAAGAAAUUGAAGCUUUGUGUGACUGCUGGCGUCGGUUCUGACCACAUUGACCUGAACGCUGCUGUGAAGCAUAAAGUUCAGGUUCUGGAGGUCUCAGGUUCUAACGUGGUCUCCGUUGCCGAGCAUGUCAUCAUGAGCAUGUUGUUGCUUGUUCGCAACUUUGUUCCCGCUCAUGAGAUGAUUGAACGUGGGGAUUGGCAAGUGUCAGACAUUGCGCGCAAUGCGUUCGACCUUGAGGGCAAGGUCGUCGGCACAAUUGGAGCUGGUCGCAUUGGAUAUCGCGUCCUUCAGCGCCUUGUGCCCUUCGACUGCAAGGAACUGCUAUACUACGAUUACGCCGCUCUUCCCCAAGCUGCCGCUGAUGCUGUGAAAGCCCGUCGCGUAGAGGAUCUCAAGGAAUUCGUCUCACAGUGUGACGUCGUCACCGUCAACUGCCCCUUGCACGAGGGAACGAAGGGCCUCGUCAACGAAGAACUCCUCUCACAUUUCAAGAAGGGAGCCUGGCUUGUUAACACUGCCCGAGGUGCCAUCUGUGACAAAGAUGCCGUCGCAAAGGCACUCAAGAGCGGACACCUUUCUGGCUACGCUGGUGACGUCUGGAACGUCCAGCCCGCACCCAAAGACCAUGUCUGGCGCACGAUGAAGAACCCUCUCGGCGGCGGUAACGGCAUGGUUCCUCACUACUCUGGCACGACCUUGGAUGCACAAACUCGCUACGCUAAUGGUGUCAAGAGCAUCCUCGAGAACUACUUCGACAACAAGCCUCAAGAACCCCAGAACAUCAUCGUCGGCCUGGGCAAGUAUGAGACGAAGGCUUACGGUCAGCGCUGA